Messenger RNA from Fusarium keratoplasticum, 900 nucleotides. RefSeq names its product GPN-loop GTPase 3. The coding region runs from base 1 to 900 and encodes 299 amino acids. Lineage: Eukaryota; Fungi; Ascomycota; Sordariomycetes; Hypocreales; Nectriaceae. The transcript is spliced from 2 exons. Gene Ontology annotation, molecular function: GTPase activity. The record is from RefSeq and is a predicted model, not a curated record.
AUGAGCAAGUUCGGUGCCAUGGUCAUGGGCCCCGCGGGCGCGGGCAAGUCCACCUUUUGCGCCGCCCUCAUCACUCAUCUCCAGCUCAACCGCCGGUCCGCCUUUUACGUCAACCUCGACCCUGCUGCCGAGACGUUUGAGCAUCAGCCCGACCUUGACAUCAAGGAGCUCAUCUCCCUCAAGGAUGCCAUGGAGGAGGUUGGUCUGGGGCCCAAUGGCGGCCUCAUCUACUGCUUCGAGUUCCUCAUGGAGAAUCUCGACUGGCUGACCGAGGCUCUCGACUCUCUAACUGAGGAAUAUCUAAUCAUUUUCGACAUGCCAGGCCAGAUCGAGCUCUACACACAUGUCCCCAUCUUGCCCGCAUUGGUCAAGUUUCUGUCGCAACCUGGCGCCCUCGACAUCCGCAUGGCCGCCGUCUACCUCCUCGAGGCUACCUUUGUCGUUGACCGCGCCAAGUUCUUCUCCGGUACGCUCAGCGCCAUGAGUGCCAUGCUGAUGCUUGAGGUGCCUCACAUCAACCUUCUAUCCAAGAUGGACCUCGUCAAGGGUCAGGUCAAGAAGAAGGAUCUGAAGCGCUUCCUCACUCCCGACGUGGCCCUCCUUGACGACGACCCUAUCGAGCGUACGCGUCGCAUCACAGAGGGACCCGAGGGCGAGGACGAUACCUCUAGGCCGCCAGAUGAGAAGGAUCAAGUCAUGAAGGGCGCCAGCUUCCGUCGUCUAAACCGUGCUGUGGCCGGUUUGAUCGAGAGCUUCAGCAUGAUCAACUAUCUCAAACUGGACGUGACCAACGAGGACAGUGUAGCAGCUAUCCUGAGCUUUAUUGACGACUGCAUCCAGUUCCACGAGGCCCAAGACCCCAAGGAACCGAACGACGAAGAGUUUGAGGAUCAAGAUUAA